Triticum urartu is the source of this 1076-nucleotide messenger RNA. The record is from RefSeq and is a predicted model, not a curated record. NCBI's taxonomy places the organism in Eukaryota, Viridiplantae, Streptophyta, Magnoliopsida, Poales, Poaceae.
CAUCGUUCUCCCCCUAGAAAAAAACUGUCCACCAUUCCCGCGCCUUCCUCCCCCGAACCCUAACCCUCUCCAGCCGCCCAGCGCGAUGCCCUCUUCCUCCUCGUCCAGGCGAGUGCGACGGAAGACGCGGCCUCCAUCCGCCUACGGCGCCGGUGCCGGCGGAGGAGACGAGGAACUGGGCGGAGCUGCCGCUGGACGCGAUCUCGGCCAUCCUCCACAAGCUCGACCACGUCGACAUCCUGAUGGGACCCGGCCAGGACUUGAAGAGGCGAUAGUGAAGUUCCCUUUGCUUGAGGAGCUUGAGCUUUCUUUGUUUGCAAAUGUGGGUGAGAGUGGCGUGUUUGGGGUUGUUGGCAGGGCAUGCCCACAACUGAAGCGCUUCAGACUGAGUAAGGACGUGUUCUACGAUUUUGAAGCCAGUGGGUAUGACAAGGACGACGAAGCCCUGGGGAUUGCAACUAUGCACGAGUUGCGGUCUUUGCAGCUGUUUGGCAAUUGCCUCACCAAUAAAGGACUGGCAGCUAUCCUGGACAAUUACCGCCACCUGGAGUCCCUUGACAUUCGUUAUUGCUUCAACAUUGACAUGGAUGGCGCGCCGCGCUCAAAGUGUGCUAGGAUAAGCCCAGUGAGGCUUCCCAAUGACUCAACUGAUGAUUAUGACUUCGAGGUGCAGGAGCCUAUCUGGGCGGAUUCAGGGUCCUUUUCGGCUGAUUAUACGGGAUUUGGUUCUGACUAUGAGCUUGACUCGGAAGAUUACGAUGACUACUGUGAUCCUUCCCGCUACCUUGAUGGUGUGUACGAGGACGAGCUUAAUGAAGAAGAUAGGAUGCUUCUCAGGGGUAUGCGCAUGCUAAUGAAGUGAACUCCAUCGGGGACGUUGUGAUCAAAGUGCCUGGAUGUUUUCACCUUUUUGCCAAAGUAUCUGCACUACUGAUCUGCGCUUUGGUUCUUCUGCUGGCGGCAUGGAUCUGCUUCUGCAUUGACUUCUCCUUUAAGAUCGUAGAGUGUUUCCUGUAUUGUCCAACGGAUCUUCUUAAACAUGUGUUGAGAGUCAUUUACCUUGCAGUUUAGUUCAA